Messenger RNA from Protopolystoma xenopodis, 435 nucleotides. The record is from the annotation of a GenBank genome assembly. NCBI's taxonomy places the organism in Eukaryota, Metazoa, Platyhelminthes, Monogenea, Polystomatidea, Polystomatidae.
GCUCCACAUUUUUCUGGCUACCUUCAGGUUGUCUUGUCUAACUUUCAGACGCGCUUCCAAAUCUAUUCUCCUGGAUCCUCCUACCUUUUUCCAUUUUUCCAUUUUGCCAUUUUGCCGUUUGUGCGCCUGUCCACAGUCGACUUAACAGUCGUCUGCAGUCGUCUGCCCCUCUUCCCUCCAGCCAAUCAGCCAAUCAGCCAACAGGCCAGCCCGUCAAUUGGCUACUGUUUGUGUGACCAUGUGUUACGGCAAGUGAAUGAACGUGAUGUGAUAACGUGUCAUGCAGGAAUGCAGGGCGCACAGGGUGGACGCGCAGCUAGCUGCGGGCAAACGGCAUCGCGACGCCAGGAGAAUUCCCCCAGACAGACACUAGUGCCUUGUCCACCAAUCAGACGUCGCGCAAACACAACGUCUACGCCGUAUGCAAGAUCGUGA